This is a messenger RNA of Anoplopoma fimbria (sablefish), 5147 nucleotides long. RefSeq names its product transient receptor potential cation channel, subfamily M, member 4a (gene trpm4a). Bases 8 to 3790 code for a protein of 1260 amino acids. The transcript has 28 exons. Gene Ontology annotation, cellular component: membrane. Gene Ontology annotation, molecular function: calcium-activated cation channel activity; ligand-gated calcium channel activity. Gene Ontology annotation, biological process: calcium ion transmembrane transport. Lineage: Eukaryota; Metazoa; Chordata; Actinopteri; Perciformes; Anoplopomatidae. The record is from RefSeq and is a predicted model, not a curated record.
CAACAGGAUGGAGGAGCCGGAGAAAGGGAGGGACGGAGAAGGUGGAAACGUUGGACUUAGCAAAGAGAAUGACCAGAGCUGGAUUCCAAAGAUCAUCAAGAAGCGAGUGUGCUCCACUUUCAUUGAGGACUCUUUUAGUAAUGGAGCGCUGUGUCAGUGUGGUAGUGUGCGGCGGUUGCAUGACUCUGUGGCUACAGGGGACUUCUUUGGAGCAGCUAUCGUCACUCAGUGGGACAGCAGGCAGCACUCUUCUGAGUUUCCCACCGAUGCCUACGGGGAACUGGAGUUUGCCGGCGCUGGCCGCAGACACAGUCACUUUCUGCGGCUGUCAGGUGACACAUCACCUCAGAUCAUCUACACCUUGAUGACGACACACUGGGGCCUGCCCUUACCCAACUUGGUGGUGUCAGUGGUGGGGGGUGAAGGCCUUGAGAAGAUCAAAACAUGGGUGAAAGAUGUCCUGAGAAACGGGCUGGUUAGAGCUGCACAGAGCACAGGGGCUUGGAUCCUGACCGGGGGUCUGAGAGAAGGCGUGGCCCGCUGUGUGGGUGAGGCGGUGAGGGACCACGGGGCCGCGGCUCCAGCUGUCUCCAAGAAGAAAGUGAUUGCUGUGGGGCUGGCACCCUGGGGCCUGGUACACAACAGGCAGCAGCUUGUCAAUGCCCAGGGGAGUUUCCCUGCUCGAUACUACGUCCAAAACACAUCGCACGACUCCUGCUGCCUGGACAACAACUGUCAGGCUUUCCUCCUGGUAGACGAUGGUAGUGUUGGCCGCCGGGGGGGAGAGACGGCCUUUCGUGGAAGUCUGGAGGACUACAUUUCCCAUCAGCGCACUGGCAUUUGGGGUAGUGGCAGUAUUGAAAUCCCAGUGCUGUGCAUGCUCAUCUCAGGAGACGCCAAUAUGCUGGAGAGAUUAGAUGUCUCUCUGAGGAAACCUACGCCCUGGCUGGUUCUAGCUGGUUCUGGUCCUGCUGCAGACUUUAUCAGUGAGCUGCUGGACAAUCUCUCCUCUGUUUUCCUCAGUACCACCUCUCCUCAGGCAGAGGGGGAGGCUGCUGAGGGUCUCAGGGCAGAGCUCCGUGACAAGGUCCGUGACAAGGUUCAGAGACACUUCCCAGCUGAAGCUGAGCUGGAGAAACUGGUGGAUAGAGCUCUGAGUAUUUAUCAGAACAGAGAGUUCAUCACUGUUUUCCACGGAGAACAGGAGGGUUCUGAUGAUUUUGAUACAGUUCUCCUCAAAGCCCUUGUUAGAGCUAGUAAACGUGUGUCCAGUGAAGCCAGUGAGUACACUGAGGAGCUGAAACUAGCUGUGGCCUGGAACCGAGUGGACAUCGCCAAAACUGAGCUCUUUAAUGGAGAUAUACAGUGGAAGUAUGAGGACCUUGAAGACUCCAUGACCGAUGCUCUGAUCAACAACAAGCCCCAGUUUGUGCGUCUCUUCUGUGAAAAUGGACUGAAUAUUCUGGACUACCUGACAUACCGCCGCUUGGAAAGCUUGUACUGCUCGCUGUCGGACAGCUCACUGGCCUACAUUCUGCUCCAGAGGUAUCUGAGCGAGAGGCAGGGCCUGGCUGGAUCCCUGCCCAACCUGGAUGGAGCUGAGACUGUGCCUCUGAAGAGUCUGCAGAGUGCACUUACUGGACCCGCUUCAGCAAUGGAGCUCAACCUGUAUGAGGUAUCCCGCCUGCUGUGGGACCUGUUGGGUGAUAUCUGUCAGCCUUUCUACCAUGGACCUUUGGGCCUGAACCCCAGCACCAGCACCAGGAAGGCUCUCAAGCAAGUCAAUAAGAUGCUGCUGGGGGAGUGUAUGUACCGGGACCAGCGCUGCCUCUCACCCUGGUCAGCCCUCUUCAUCUGGGCCAUCCUGCAGAACCACCAUGAAAUGGCUAUUUACUUCUGGGAGAUGGCAGGGGAGUCGGUGCUGAGCGCUCUGGGUGGCUGUAAGAUGCUGAGGGAGCUUUCAAAGCUUGAGAGUGAGACUGAGACCAAGCUAGCCAUGAAGGAACUGGCACAGAAGUUUGAGAACCUGGCACAUGAUGUAUUUGGUGAGUGUUACCAGAGCAGCGAGACUCGCUCCUUUACUCUCCUUAUAAGGAAGUCUCCAGUGUGGGGCGGAGCUACGUGCCUUCAGAUGGCCACUGCGGCUGACGCCCGCCUGUUCUUCAGCCACGAUGGUGUUCAGUCCCUGCUGUCUCAGAUCUGGUGGGGUGACAUGGAGAGGAGUACUGAGGUCUGGAAGCUGGUUCUCACCUUCUUUCUGCCCCCUCUCCUCUACACAGACCUUAUCAGCUUCAGAGCACAAGAGGAGGAGGAUGAGUCUGUGGUGGCCCACCACGGCAGAGACACUGAUAGUCUGGAAGGAAAUGAUGCCACCGUCUUCUCUCUUGCUGACAUUAUACAAAAUGAGGAAGAAGCUGAAAAGUUCAGGGCUCUAAAAGAAAGCCUGAAAGACUCUUUGCCAUCCAACUUUAAGAGACCGCUUAUUGUAUCCCGGUGGAGACAAUUCUGGUUUGCCCCUGUCACCUCAUUUCUUGGCAACGUGCUGAUGUACUUCCUCUUCCUCUACCUGUUUGCCUACGUUCUGUUGGUGGACUUCAAGCCCCCGCCCCCUGACGGCCCGUCCACUCUGGAAUUUGUGCUUUACUUUUGGGUUUUCACCUUAGUGUGUGAAGAGAUUCGGCAGACCUUCUUUGUGGGCAGCACCUUUGUGCUCCAGAGGAUGAGGAAUUACAUCGAGGAUAUGUGGAACAAGUGUGACCUCAUAGCCAUCACUCUCUUCACUUUGGCUCUGUGCUGCAGAAUGUUUCCCUGGUCAUGUAAUUUUGGCCGAGCUGUCAUGGCCAUAGAUUUUAUGGUCUUCACACUACGUCUGAUCCAUAUCUUUGCUGUCCACAAACAGCUUGGGCCCAAGAUCAUCAUCCUUGGCAAAAUGAUGAAGGAUGUUUUCUUCUUCCUUUUUUUUCUGGCUGUGUGGCUCUUGGCUUAUGGAGUGGCCAAUCAGGCACUCCUCUACCCGUAUGAUCCCCGCCCUGAUUGGAUAUUCCGCAGAGUGUUCUACAGACCAUACCUGCACAUCUUUGGACAAAUACCCAUACAUGAAAUGGAUGCCGAUAAAUUGGAGGAAAUAACCUGUACAAAAAACGUCACACGCAUUGAAGCAGGAGAGGAGCCCUGUAUGAGCCCCUACGCCAACUGGCUGGUUGUCAUCCUCCUUGUCAUCUACCUGCUGUUUACCAACAUAGUAUUGCUCAACUUACUCAUUGCUAUGUUCAGCUACACCUUCUCAAAAGUACAGGAGCACAGUGACACCUAUUGGAAGUUUCAGCGUUACAACCUGAUUAAGGAGUACCACUCAAGACCCUGCCUGGCACCGCCCUUCAUCAUCAUCUCACAUCUCCACCUUUUCAUCAAGAGAUGCUGCCGCCAGAUCCCCUCAGUCAAAAGCAAACACUUUGUUCUGGAGUUGCGGGGCAGGAACGCUAGCUGCCUCAACACAUGGGAGGCUAUACAGAAAGAAAACCUCCUCUCAGCUCAGAAUAAGCGGCAGAGGGAAAGUGACACAGUACGAAUUAAAAGUACAUCUGUCAAGGUGGACAGUGUGCUAAAGCAGAUGGCAGAGAUCUGUGACCACGACAGAAGGUUGCGGCGACUGGAGACAGAGCUGGAGUACUGCUGCAGCGCCCUCUCCUGGAUGACAGAUGCUCUGUCUCAAAGUAAUCUGAUAACGGCUGUCCACCUCCCCUCCCCUCCUCAGAGAUCAGACUCGUCUGUUUCCAAGCUAACUCCCUGAACUCCAGGAUCACACACUCACACACUGUUUACUUAAGGGCAUUGUGUCAAAGUGCACCAUGUUUGUUAUUCUGCAAAUCAGGUCAUUUGUUUUACUUUGUUUAGUUCAGAUGUCUGUUGUUUGAGAAAUGCAUUUUAAUUUGGACAAAUAAUAUGCUGAGAUGUUUUUUAACAGUAGUGCCGGCUUGCAUUGCUGUUUGCUACAGUGCGACUGCACGUUCCAGACCAGGAGUCGCCAAAGUCUGAAAUUUCAAAUCUGGGUUUGAGCCCCAGAUGUCACCAGAGUGCCUUAUUAAUAUGUAUGCUAAGUUGAUUAAGUAAGAAAAAUAUCACCAUAUAUGAGAUAAAAUGCUAUUAUAUGAUCGAAAGCUUUUCAAACUGCACAAAUCAUGUUUUAAUAACAAUGUAUCAAAUUACUAAAAUAUGAAAGGGGUGACAAAAAAGAACUAUGUAGUUUCCCUCAGCUUGUCAGAGGUCUUUAGCCUCUUUUAGCUCAUUCUUUUUGUAUUCCCGUCCACACCGUUUUGUUUUUGUCAACUUCAUUUUGCCAGAGUAUAAUCAAUAUUGCAGUAUGAAUGUCGGUUUCAAAUUAUUCCUGUCUAUGUGUAGGUAUUAUCUAGUUUCUAACAAUAGCGCUAAUCUAAACUCCGCUAAAGGCCAUGAUUAUAUAUGAGAUAUUAGACAAGUAAAAUGACAACAAAAAGUGACAAUGAACUGAUAGUAUGUAAAAGAUUACAAGUAACAAUUUGCUUAUUCCAAGUCUCUAUAUCAAUUUCCAUAUGGUUGAGCUCACAGACUAUAGAUGAAUAUAUAAAGAUUUAUUUUGUUGUAGUCGUGAAUUAUGUUACACAUUCAAGUAGCUUCAUCCUUUCAGAACUGAUGGAUGAAAAUGUACUCUAGACCAAACAGUCAGUCGAGUUGUUAAAAAUUAAGGACUCUACUUGUGUUGUAUAAGAUUAAAAGGGUCCCUGUACUUUCAGAAGACAAGGAGUCUUCUUUUUCAUUGUUACACUAUGCACUAUAUUCAUUACAUUAUUCACAAUUGCUUGGUCAGUUUAUAAUGCAAUAAUUUUCUCAGAAUGUAUUAACUUAUUACAUUAUGUGAAAAAAACAUUAUUACAUUAUGCACUCAUGGUUUCUUACAUUAUGAUUAUUAUCACAUUAUGAGCUUUUAUUACAUUUAAAUUAUUACAUUAUGCAAAGUUAUUACAUUGUGCACAGUUAUUACAUUUUGAGAUGCUACAACAAUGAUUUUAUACACACAAAUUUCAUUUUUCUUUUAAGUAAUUAAAGCAAGGCCUUAGGUGCGUUUGUGUCAACAUUUAAUACUCGUGGUUAGAGGUUGUUAUGGUUACCAU